Molecule: messenger RNA, 2754 nt
Organism: Magnolia sinica
Lineage: Eukaryota; Viridiplantae; Streptophyta; Magnoliopsida; Magnoliales; Magnoliaceae
Product: BTB/POZ domain-containing protein NPY2-like
Exons: 4
Coding region: 271-2265 (664 amino acids)
Molecular function (GO): protein binding
Source: RefSeq, a predicted model, not a curated record
UUUUUUUUUUUUUGGUUUAUUUUAGGCAGUUAUUGUUUAGUGUGUAAGAUGAUUUGUUGGGAUUUCUCAAUAUUAAAAAAGAUGUUUGGAGAAUGGGUUUUGGUGGAUUUUGCAUUAUCACAAUCCCCUGUUUGUCAUGUGCAUUUUGUUACCACAGUUUUUAAUGACUUCUCCGCUUUUUAUUUUUAUUUUUUUGAAAUUUUUAUCCGAUGUUGAUUAUUAUGCUGAAUUUUCUUUUAUUUAUUUUUCCUUCCUCCCAAGAUUCCAUUCAUGUUCCUCCUUCUCCUUUUUCCUGUGGAAGAUGCUUCCUGUCUACCGUUUUGGUGGUUUUUCUUCUCAUUUCGAGACGCUGUUUUCCGUUGCAGAUCUUGUGCUCCUAUUGAUGGCAAGCAAUUGAACGAAGAAUGUGGAUUCCAGGACUUGGGACUUGAAGCGGCAGGAUGGUACGUGGCAGCGGAGUUGGCAACGGACAUCAUUGUUAGCGUGGGAGACGUUAAGUUUCAUCUGCACAAGUUUCCCCUUCUUUCCAAGAGCCCGAGGUUGCAAAAGUUGGUGGCAACUACCAGUGAGGGAAAUGAUGAUGAAAUCCACAUCCCCGACAUUCCGGGCGGCCCACCUGCCUUUGAGAUAUGUGCUAAAUUCUGCUAUGGUAUGUCUGUCACCCUCAACGCAUACAAUGUGGUCGCAGCUCGCUGUGCUGCGGAGUACUUAGAAAUGCAUGAGACUGUUGAGAAAGGCAACCUCAUCUACAAAAUUGAAGUCUUCCUCAACUCAGGCAUCUUCCGCAGUUGGAAAGACUCGAUCAUCGUUCUUCAGACGACCAAACCUCUAUUGCAGUGGUGUGAGGACUUGAAGGUGGUGGGCCGCUGCAUCGACGCCAUAUCUUCCAAGGCAUGUAUCGAUACAUCCAAGGUGGACUGGUCCUACACUUAUAAUCGGAUAAAGCUCCCAUCGGAGAAGGGCAUUGAACAGCAGUGGGAUGAAGUCAAGAAACAACCAUUGGUGCCAAAGGACUGGUGGGUCGAGGAUCUUUGUGAGCUCAAAAUCAAUUUCUACAAGCGGGUUAUAAUGGCGGUCAAAACGAAAGAUAGAAUGUCCAAUGAAGUGAUUGGGGAAGCUCUUCAAGCUUAUGCAUUGCGAUGGGUCCCGGGCAUUGGCAAGGGAACAAUUCAAGGUGGGGAUAUCACAAAAAGCCGGUUGUUGGUUGAGACCAUUGUCUGGUUACUGCCUGUGGAGAAGUGCAGUCUUCCAUGUAGCUUUCUUCUCAAGCUAUUAAAAGCUGCUAGCUUGCUGGAUUCUAGUGAAAUGGUGAAGAAAGAGCUGGUGAAGAGAAUAGGUCAGCACUUAGAAGAGGCUUUGGUGACAGAUCUUCUUAUUCCAGCACCAUCACAGGAAUGUGCAAUGUAUGAUGUUGAUAUGGUUCAAAGCAUGGUGGAAGAGUUUGUGAUGCAGGAUCAGAGUGAUCAAACUGGUCCAAUGGUGGGGGGAGAGCAGCAUGAGAUUAGAAGCGUCCCAUUUGUAUCGGAUACUUCGAAGCUGGCAGUGGCGAAACUGGUUGAUGCGUAUCUUGCAGAAAUCUCAAGAGACCCAAAUCUUCCUCUAUCAAAAUUUGUUGAUCUCGCAGAAAUGGUAGGAGGUGACUCACGGCCAGUUCAUGAUGGACUUUAUCGUGCCAUUGACAUGUAUCUGAAGGAGCAUCCUGGUCUGAGUAAGGCCGAGAAGAGGAGAAUAUGCCGUCUGAUGGAUUGCCAGAAGCUAUCGAUGGAUGCAUGCAUGCAUGUCGCGCAAAAUGAGCGUCUUCCCCUGCGGGUGGUUGUCCAGGUCCUCUUCUUCGAGCAGGUGAGGGCUGCUACUGCAUCCACAGGGAGCAGGGCUGACCUCCCCAUGAGCAUCAGAGCUGUACCUCCAACGGAGAACGGUGAGUCCCGCGGAAGCUCGAGGUCAGCAACAACGAACACGGAGGAUGACUGGGAGGCAACCACAGCCGAGCUCAAGACCCUCAAAGGGGAGCUAGCUUCGAUAAGGUUAGCAGGUGAGAAAAAUGACAGUGAUGUUACUAAAAGCAGUGGCGGCAAGGUAAGUGGCAAAGUGAAAGGGGUGGGGGUCUUCAAGCCCAAAAAAAUAUUGAACAAGAUAUGGUCUAACAAACCUGGCCAGGGUGAUAACAGUGGUUCUGAUACGUCCGAUAGCCCAGGGUCAGGUUCCGCCAACCAAGAGGAAAUCAAGGCCACACCUUCAAGAAACAGAAGGUAUUCGGUCUCUUAGUAGUCACCAGCCAGUGGGGAGAACAGUUAUAACUACUAACAUCUUCCUCAGGUUGUUAACAUGGGAUCAGGGAUGGAGCUUCAAUAGUUACGCAUUUGUGCAUGUUUGGUUAUUCACACCAGAUGAAAGGUAAGAGGAGGUCUUUUCCUUUUCCAUGGGUUAUGAAGAUGACCCAUUUUUGGUGUAGCAUAAAAGAGAAAAGGAAAUGGCAUGUUUGUUUUAGCUUUGUUUGAUUUUAUGGUAAGUGCAGGGAUGGGUGUGUUUGGAUGCACCAUAGAAUUGAAUUGCAAUUACUUGACAAACUGUAAUUUACCUAGCACUAGGACUAGUGGUCUGGCCUCCAAAUUGCAAUUACAAUUCUUUCACGUUGGAAUUGAGAUGAAUGUAACUGCAAUUUAAGGAUUAUGUCCUCAUUUUGAAUACUAAGAAAAUGUUGCUAGUUUUUGUCAUUUCCUCAUGGUUAAAUUCAAUGUGUGCAAUUCAAUUUUA